UGCCGGACACCAAGAGAGAAAGUGGAACCAUUGUGCGUGAUCUUGUUCAGCGUCGGCUGUCAAAUCAGGACGGAACCAACAGCAAGGUUUGCGCAUGUGCAGAGGAAAGUGGUUACGAAAAUAUUACAUCCAGCUCGUUUUUCCGUCGGAAAAAAGACUUCACAGGAGGCAAAAACAGAGGAGAGGGGCAAAAGAAUGGCAGAAGAGGAGGACGGUCAGGCUAAGGAGUUUAAACUCUUGGGGAUCUUGGAUGUCCAGAGGACACCCUGUGCCCGAGACGCCAUCUUACAUGGAGCCGGAGGUUCAGUAGCUGCUGGAGUUCUUUAUUUUCUGGCCACAAGUAGAGUAAAGAGAUCUUUCGAUGUGGGAUUUGCUGGAUUUUUCCUCACCACUCUUGGAUCUUGGUUUUACUGCAGAAUUCACCAUGCUAAGUUACGUGUGCAGCAGAGGCUGAUUCAAGAAGGCAUCAAGAACAAGGUUAUGUAUGAAGGAACUGCUCUGGACCCCACAAAGAACCCUAAAUCAGAAGCACCUUCAGGACCUUCCUGACAUCCUGCACUGAACCUCACCUCCAGGACUGCAGCUGAACUCUCUCCCACUUUAAAUUAUAGGGGGAAAACUCACAACUUUUAAGGAAGUGUUUUCUCUUGUCUUGGUUUAACAUGACUUUGAACUGAAGUGCUGAAUAAAAACUGUCAGUUCGAUCAGUUUCAGACUAAAUUAUGCUAAAUUGUAUUAAAAAAAAAGGACAUAAAGGUGUCUCCCAUUUGAAGCAACUGUCUCAAUUAUAUUUAUGGGUGUCAUGUCACAGAGAUUGAGGCCUGGAUUAAUCCUAUUUUAUUAAAUUUUAAAGCAUUUUAUGAAGAUGUUAUAUCACUGGUAAAAAGCUAUCUAAAUGUAAAAAAAGAGGAUUUUAGUGAGACUCCUGUAAAUCUUGGAUGCUUGUCAAAAAAGAUAAAGAUCAGGCAGUUUGAGAAAAGGUGAUGAGAAAUCCUCAAACAUCAACAUCUGUAGAAAUCCCAACUGCAUUAUAAUUAUUGUAACUACUUCAUGGGACUUUUUUGAGCCAAAUUUGGAUCCUGUAUAAAAUAAUAAUGCCUUUCAAUGAUAUAUAUGUGAUGUAAGAGGGUGAACUGUGUGGAAAUUAAAGUUUUGUCAAAGUGUGGAAUAUCUUAA
Oryzias latipes (Japanese medaka) is the source of this 1176-nucleotide messenger RNA. RefSeq names its product cytochrome c oxidase assembly factor COX20 (gene cox20). Lineage: Eukaryota; Metazoa; Chordata; Actinopteri; Beloniformes; Adrianichthyidae. The record is from RefSeq and is a predicted model, not a curated record. Gene Ontology annotation, cellular component: mitochondrial inner membrane; mitochondrion. Gene Ontology annotation, biological process: mitochondrial respiratory chain complex IV assembly.